AUGAAAAUCACCAAAGCAAUCGCUGAAAUUGUGUCCGAAUUUUCGGGUCUCAACCGUUCGCCCAACUUCAAAAAGGCGUCGACAUGCUCGAUGAGCAGCCCGCCGACUUCUGGGACCACGUCGCCGGCCAGGAAGAACUCGGGACCAUCGGUGCAACAGGCGCCAAGACGCUAUUCAGUGGUUGUCGCCGUCGGAGUGGUGAGUAGACAGACUCUAAAUGAUAAACUAUAGUCUAUAAUUCCAUUUCUUUGCAGAGUCCUCUUCCCCAACCGACUGGGACCGGCGAUAAGGCGAAACUCAUCUGA
Caenorhabditis sp. 36 PRJEB53466 is the source of this 305-nucleotide messenger RNA. The record is from the annotation of a GenBank genome assembly. NCBI's taxonomy places the organism in Eukaryota, Metazoa, Nematoda, Chromadorea, Rhabditida, Rhabditidae.